AUGAAUUCUUCAGAAAACUUUCAGGAAAGUAUUUAUGACAAACAUAUUUACAAAUCAAUCAUUAAUACAUCUCGCGAGUUUAAAAAUUUGACAAUAAUUCUCCCUAUUCUGCCAAACUUUGAACUAAUCUUAAAUAUAGUGGCGAAAUUUGGAGAGAGAAUUAAAAAAUUUACAUUACGGGACAGAAAAGAUUAUAAAACAGAAGUUUUAGAGUCAAAUUUAGCUAAAAUGUUGAAUUGCAUUUUCAACGUUGAAGAUUUGACAUUAGAAAAUGUUUAUAUGAAUUGGAAUGAUGAGCUUGAUUUACACAAUCUUAAGAAGUUAAAGAUAAAGUUAGAAUUUGACGGUGAUAUUUAUGACGACGAUUUUAAUCGUGAUAAUAUUGAGAACAUUAUAUUCGAGCAGAGUAUGAGGAAAUUCUUACAGAUUAAGACGUUAUCAAUUGUGGCAGAGCUAGGUAAUUAUAAUUCCUCCAGAGAUUUGAGACUCUGCAGUGGCCUAUUUGAGAUCAUCAAUACAAUUUUAAAGUAUUUUACUAAACUUGAAACGUUUCAAUUCGUCCACAAGUAUUCGUUGCGGCAAGAAUUUCUUUUCGUAGAUGAAGAUUUGAAACAUGAAAAUCUUAAAAAAUUCGCAGUUUCCAGCAUAAAUAGCAGAAACAAGAAAUCAAUCCUUAAUGCUAUCAGAGCUUGUCCUUAUCUGGAAAUAAUUGAAAUAUCAAAGAUUCCUGAGAUUGCUCAUGAAGAUUUGCAACAAAUUUUGGAUGAUCAUCCCAAAUUGAUAUGUUUAACACUUGAAAUGGACAACUUCAACUUUCAAAUUGAGACUUAUCUGGACUCAGCCAAUUUUUAUCGUUUACAAUUAUGA
Clunio marinus is the source of this 867-nucleotide messenger RNA. NCBI's taxonomy places the organism in Eukaryota, Metazoa, Arthropoda, Insecta, Diptera, Chironomidae. The record is from the annotation of a GenBank genome assembly.